AUCCAUGGAAGACUCCUGUCCCCAAAGUAGCAGCAGAUUCUUGGUGGACAGUUCUCAUAUCCUUGGAAAUGCGUGAUAGAUUAUCUACAGGAAAAUAGUUUUUAUGAAGCAAAAAGGACUUUUGUUCCACUUCCCAGACAUGUUCAAAAGCUCCUCAGAUCGAACCACAAGUAGCCAGAACUGUCUGUCUAUCACAUCAUACUGUUCUGGUCGCAGGGAGCCUCAAACCCAUUCAGCUCUUUCAAGGAACAGAACAUGUCCUUCACGUUCAGAUUCUGGAAUAUCAUCAUUGCUUCCAUCAGAUUCUUGCAAAUACUUCACUUGGUACAAUAUAGAACAGCACGAGAUUCAAGGUAGUCAGCUACAUUGCCCAAGAAUAAGAAAAGGACCCCCUGAAGAAUGGUUACUUUCCAGACAGGUGGGGUGCACCUUGCCUUCAAGGAAAAGAGUACUUGAGAAAAAUGAAUGGAAAACAUGGUUACAGGAAAACUGGGAAGAUUGCAAGAAAUUGAACAUUUCAUUUCAGGAUUUGGGGGACCCUAACCACAUUGAAAAUUUUAACAGAAUUCUUAGAAGACUGAUACGAGUUGAAACCCUUUGGUUGGUGGACAAUUCACUCGUCGAUUUAAGUGCCAUAAGAUUGCCAAGCUGCAGAGUUUUAAAUAUGAGCAAAAACUAUCUCACAUCUUUCAAACAACUACCAAAGAUACCGCAGAUACAACAUUUAUCACUGCUGAAAACCACAUUGAGACACUGGAUGGCCUCUCCAGUUUAAGGUGCACACCACUGGAAUCCCUCACCUUGAAGAGGAACCCCUGUGAAUUUCACCAAAACUACAGGAAGCAAGUGUUCUUGUGUUUGCCAAACUUAAAGGUUCUGGAUGGGCUCUUGAAGUUACCAGAAGAUUGUUCCCCUCCAGAGCAUAAUAUUUUUUCCAAAUUAUGCAUUUUAUCAUGACAAACUCUGCAUAGAAAGAAAACAAUUGCUGUUACUGACAAAUCUAAAAAUAAAAGGAAUGCAUCAUUAU
Messenger RNA from Arvicanthis niloticus (Nile rat), 1027 nucleotides. The record is from RefSeq and is a predicted model, not a curated record. Lineage: Eukaryota; Metazoa; Chordata; Mammalia; Rodentia; Muridae.